AUGUUUGAGGCAGUGAAGGUAAGUCACGCCAGAAUUGUCAGUCUCCGGUUGUGGAACAGUGGAUCCAUUGUGAGUACGAGGCGAGCUAAACCCAUUUGUUUAGACCCCGUGGUGGUAGCUUCUCCAGAAUGGCGGAAAGAGCUCCAUUUGGAACGAUGUGUGGGUUCUUCACCUCCCGGAGAAAAGAACAAGCAUGUAAACCAGCUGGCUAUUGAAAUGACCUGGAGAUUCCCCUGUUUGGCUGCCGCAUGCUGCGUAAAAUAUUACAAAAUCACAAAAUUAUAUUUUCUCGAUGUACAUAGCAAAAUAGCCGCUCGCCUGUUUGAACGUUGCUCGCGUUUGUUUGAGUCAACAUAG
Messenger RNA from Dicrocoelium dendriticum, 357 nucleotides. NCBI's taxonomy places the organism in Eukaryota, Metazoa, Platyhelminthes, Trematoda, Plagiorchiida, Dicrocoeliidae. The record is from the annotation of a GenBank genome assembly.